AUGGUAUCAAACCCUCUUUCCAAGGCUUCUCCCUCCAACGAGGAAUUGCAGCAAUUCUACGUCGGAAAAGACAUCGGCGACCCCAAACCAGCAGUCACAACAAAGAAGCUAGGCGUAGGUUUCCGAGCCCAUGUCAAGACUCACAAGACACCGCAAAUCGCCCGUCUCCAAGUCGGCACGGAAUCCAGCGAAGCAAACUUUGUCGUCUCAACGGUCCCCGAGCUGGAGACUCUCCUCCCGCUACUCCUGGAGCUCCAAGCGCAAAACCGCCGUGUCAACGUCCUCUACGGCAUCCCGCUCCUCGUCUAG
This is a messenger RNA of Aspergillus fischeri NRRL 181, 309 nucleotides long. RefSeq lists its product as uncharacterized. The coding region runs from base 1 to 309 and encodes 102 amino acids. NCBI's taxonomy places the organism in Eukaryota, Fungi, Ascomycota, Eurotiomycetes, Eurotiales, Aspergillaceae. The transcript is spliced from 3 exons. The record is from RefSeq and is a predicted model, not a curated record.